GGGAUGGAUUCAGACCCAGGUGUGAGUGUUUCUGGAGUGAUUUUGGGGUGCAUUUCUGGUCUCUCCUGACCCUUUUACCCCCCCCCCGGCAGCCCAAGGUGGUGUGGCUGAAGAACCAGCCCAAGGUGGUGUGGCUGAAGAACCAGGUGGCCAUCGGGGAGGACCCGCGGUUCCUGGCCCGGCACAGCCAGGGGGUCCUGACCCUCCUCAUCCGCAAGCCGGGACCCUUCGACGGCGGCACCUACGGCUGCAGGGCCGUCAACGAGCUGGGGGAGGCCCUGACCGAGUGCAGGCUCGAGAUCCGCG
Molecule: messenger RNA, 306 nt
Organism: Neopelma chrysocephalum (saffron-crested tyrant-manakin)
Lineage: Eukaryota; Metazoa; Chordata; Aves; Passeriformes; Pipridae
Product: myosin-binding protein C, fast-type-like
Exons: 3
Source: RefSeq, a predicted model, not a curated record